This is a messenger RNA of Linum trigynum, 2059 nucleotides long. Lineage: Eukaryota; Viridiplantae; Streptophyta; Magnoliopsida; Malpighiales; Linaceae. The record is from the annotation of a GenBank genome assembly.
AAAAAAUCGCCUAUCUUGCCGGUUUUCGGGAAAUGAGCAUCUCACAAUCGUUGCUAGAUUUUACUCGGCCUGUUGACCGAUUAAUUUGCUUUAUAAAACUUUCAUCUUGUCAUCAUUGUGAUUUCUGGUUUUUUGCCAAGCCAUGAUAAAAUCUAAAGAAAUCAAGAAUGAACAACACGAUUUGGGAUAGGAACCACCAUUCCUGUAUCCCUAGAAAUUGGUGGUAUACACAGACUGACCUGCCAAACUGAUUUGGAUUGAGAUUUUUAUCGGGUAUCAGGGAACCAUGUGAUUAUAAAUUAGACUUGAUCAAAACGGGCCAAAACUUGAAAUUCAGUCUGUUUGACAGACCCAUGCAAAACUCUAAUUAUUCUUUACUUUUAAACUUUCUAUUUGAAAAUAAAAAAUAAUGAAAGAAAAGAGAUGACUGCAAUUUGCCAUUUGCACAUCAUUGAUUCGGGAAUAAAACUAUAGAAUUUCUAAAGGAAACUGAAAAUGGUUAGGAUCGUUUUAAUGUUAAAAAUAACCAAAUAGAUCUUUCUGUUUAGUUUUUUACUAACAAAUACCAAACGAUUAACUAUAAUAUAUAUUUGUAAUAUAUAUUUGUUAGUUUUUAUUAACAAAUACCAAACAAUUAAUUACAUAAUAUAUAUUUGAAAUGAUAAAAAUUGGACUAAUUGGGUUGGUCGAGGUUGAACCAUUGAAUAACUUUAAAAUACAUUAUAUUUUAGCCACUAAGAUAUAAAAUAAUAGCAUAAUAUAUAUUAUGCUAGAGAAAAUAGCUUGUUUUAGAAUGGAAAACCCAUGAUGUUCAUUUGUUUUACUUGAUGGGCAAAUCCCGUGUAGGUCAGACCCAUUCAACUCUUUUAUUUUAUGAUUAGCGGUUAGCCCAUUAGAAUCCAUGCAUUAGUUUUGUUUGAACCUAACUGAGUGUAGGAGUGAGAUUCACGUAAAGGGGGUCGAGGAGAAUGAGCAACAGGAAUCAACCCAGAACUUCGGAAGGAAAGAAGGAAAGAAAGGAAGGAUGGAAUUGAGAGAGUGACUUUUAGAGAGAGAAGUGUGUUCUUUUCUUAGAGAUAGAGUUUCCAAAAAUCGAUCCCCCCACCCACCGGAGUAAAUGCCCUAUUUAUAGGCUACAUGGUGGUGGGUGAGUUACAUGGUGACAUGACCACUGACAUGUCAGAAGACUAGACCAUACCUCUACCUAGGACAAGUACAUUUAGCCUUUUAUUAUACCUAAAACUAGGACUAUGAUGUGACUAGUCGAUGGGUGGAACGCGGCAUCGUUUUCGCACACUCGCUAAUUUGGUCAACGCUGGACUCGAACGUCGUCGUUUGGUGUUCGGGCUGUCUUCGGUCGUGUCGGUGCUGAUGCGCCCGACUCUCUUGGUGUUGGCGCUCACCGGUGUGUUUACUCGCGUCGGUGUUGAUGCGCAUGACGCUCUUGGUGGUGGCGCUCGCUGGUGUGCCUUUCUGGUCGCGUCGGCGCUAACGCGCCCCACUCCUCUGACGUCAGUGUUUCUUUGGCGCGGCGGGAUCCGAGUCACAUGCCCAACAAUUGCCCCCCAUCAGGGGGUGUUCCGCGAACACCGCCUGUUUGACUUCCGCGCGAUUGACUCGGGUCCGCGUGAUCUUCUUGAGCGUUUUAGGAUUGGCAUCCUCUGAUUUCCGCGCGAUCUUCGUAAGUUUUUUUAGGGCUGACACCAUUCGGUUUCUGCGCGAUUGACUCGGGUCUGCUUGAUCUUCAGGAGAUUUUUUGGGCUGGUGGUUUUUAUUAUUGCGCGCGAUUGCCUUGUCUGCGCGUGACGCUUUCUACUAAGCUUGGACUUUUGAGGGUGUUUUUUCUCUUCGUGGGUGUGCCGUGCCCCCCAGGCGAUGCGCAGAGCUUGUGAUGUCAUCAUCUAGUGCCUAUGCCUAUGUUAGGUGUCCACGUGUCGUUGUAUGGGUGGUCCGUUGUGGCGGUUGUUUUGAAAUUCAAAAAGGCUCUGACGGUUGCGUUUUUCGAAGCAAAUUUAACUGUUCGACUUUCCUCUCUCAGGUAUAAAUAGUUAGCCAUCGG